CAACGAGAUUUUCUCAAAGCAAAGCACCUCCACAAGGUAAUUCUCAGGAACAGUGAGUUCAACCACAACAAGUACCUUGCAAAUCUUGUGAUUGAAAUGUAUGGAAAAUGUGGGAGUCUGGAGGAUUGUCUUGCGGCUUUCUAUGAGAUCGAAAGGCCUAAUGUCUUCUCUUGGUGCAUUCUUCUCUCUGCAUAUGCCAGGAAUGGGCAUCUUCAGCAAGCCAAGGCUGUUUUCGAUCUAAUGCCUGAAGUAAACAUCGUAGCCUGGACUUCGCUUGUGAAGUCAUACGCAGAUAAUGGUUUGCUGCACGAAGCAGAAAGAAUGUUUUGCGAAAUCAAGGCAGUUUGUAACCUUGUCUGCUGGAAUUGCAUGCUCGCAGCAUAUGCCCAACACAACCUUGUCGAGAAAAUGGAUUCAAUCUUUUCUGAAAUGCCUGCCCGUGAUUUGUUCUCAUGGAACUCGGUACUUUGGGCAAAUGCUGAGUUUUGCGGUUUCGGAAAGACCAAGACCAUGUUUGAUGCGAUGCCCGAGUGGGAUAUUAUUUCAUAUAAUGUGAUGCUUUUGGCACAUACCCACACUGGGCAUAUCAACGACGUCGAGUCCCUCUUUGCUGCUAUGCCCGAGCGCGACCUCGUCGGCUAUAGCCAAACCAUUGCAGCACACAUCGUGCACAAAGAUCUAGACCGAGCGAAGUUGCUGUUUGAUCAAUUGCCGGAGCGAGACGUGAUUUCUUCCACAAGAUUGCUGCAAGGGUACGUGGAAUCACGAAACCUCGAGGCAGCGACAGAUUGCUUCAAUGCUAUGCAUCAACUUAGCGUCCCGUCUUACAACUUAAUGGUCGUGGCAUAUGCCCAAGAAGGACAUCUCGACUGGGCGCAAAGGGUUUUCCACGAGAUUCCCGAGAGGAGCAUCGUGUCGUGGACGUCGCUGGUUGAGGCAUAUGCCCAGAACGGGCAUCUUGGCGACGCGAGAGAGAUGCUCGAGAGGAUGCCCGAGAGGAAUGUGGUGGCCUGGACGGCCAUGGUCUCCUCGUAUGCACACAAUGGCUAUGGACGAUUGGCAAUUUCAAUGUUUCGGGAGAUGGAGGUUAGUGGUGAGGAGGCCAACGAGGUUACCAUCUUGGGUGUUCUUCUGGCGUGUAACCACAAAGGGAUGCUUGUCGAGUGCUUGGGUUGCUUCAAAGGGAUCAAAGAGGACUAUGGUGUUACUAUGGUUGUGGAUCACUAUCUGGCAAUGGUCGUGGUUUUGGGACGGCUUGGAUAUGCCAAAAUCGCGAGAGAUUUGCUGAAUUCCAUGCCUUUCAUCACUGACAAUCCUCGAAGUUGGGAGAUCUUCCUGAGGUUUUGUGAGGGAUGGACUUGAGAAGCUUGAAGAAAAGUUUUGGAUUUUUCAAUAAAUAAAAAGAGUUUAAGCGAUUUAAAA
Molecule: messenger RNA, 1422 nt
Organism: Selaginella moellendorffii
Lineage: Eukaryota; Viridiplantae; Streptophyta; Lycopodiopsida; Selaginellales; Selaginellaceae
Product: pentatricopeptide repeat-containing protein At4g02750-like
Exons: 1
Coding region: 97-1362 (421 amino acids)
Biological process (GO): RNA modification
Molecular function (GO): protein binding; RNA binding
Source: RefSeq, a predicted model, not a curated record